AUUUCCAAACCUUUGCUCGGUCGAAGAGAGUAUCUACAUAGUCUCUGUAGUAUGGUCUUGUGGCGCAGUGGUAGCGUCCUUGCCUCGGGACCAGAAGGUCCGUGUUCAGGUCCCACCUCAUCCAGAGGUGUACCAUAUCAUUUCCGAACAAAUUGUUAUUAGAUAUGAAUGUAGACCACUCUCCAUCACUCGGUUUGUCGCUGGAUGCGGCUCAGCGGCACCAGCUGGUUGAUGAUCCACCACUGCCCCUCCCUAUGCACUCUGGAUAUUGUAGUUCCCUCUUCAGUUUGCUCCUGCGAUCAACGGCGGUCUGAGGACUGCAACCCCCAGAGUGCCUCGCGGCACAGCGCCUCGCAGCCAAUGGAAUACGCAGUCAGCGUUGCCCCAGUUAUCGGAAUGGCGUCUGCUCGGAGGUUGGCGCCGCUGCCCCUGGUAACGGUCGGCUCCUGGCUUCUCCUCCUGUCGUGUGCUCAGUUCGGAGGUGGACAGAAGAAGAAAGAGAACCUCCUGGCAGAAAAGGUGGAACAGUUAAUGGAAUGGAGCUCCAGACGUUCAGUCAUUCGAAUGAAUGGUGACAAAUUCCGAAGGUUUGUGAAGGCUCCCCCUCGUAAUUACUCUGUAAUUGUGAUGUUCACUGCCCUUCAGCCCCAAAGACAGUGUUCUGUAUGCAGACAGGCGAAUGAGGAGUACCAAGUGCUGGCAAACUCAUGGCGGUAUUCAUCUGCAUUUUCUAAUAAGUUGUUCUUCACUGUGGUGGACUAUGAUGAAGGAGCAGAUGUAUUUCAGCAGCUAAACAUGAAUUCUGCCCCAACAUUCAUGCAUUUUCCACCAAAAGGCAAGCCUAAGAGAGCUGACACCUUUGACCUGCAGCGAAUUGGAUUUGCAGCUGAGCAGCUUGCAAAGUGGAUAGCUGACAGAACUGAUGUGCAUAUUCGUGUAUUCAGGCCUCCUAACUACUCAGGAACCAUUGCCUUAGCUCUUCUAGUUUCACUAGUCGGUGGUUUAUUAUAUCUACGGAGAAAUAACCUGGAAUUCAUCUAUAACAAGACAGGAUGGGCUAUGGCUGCUUUGUGUGUGGUAUUUGCCAUGACUUCUGGACAAAUGUGGAAUCAUAUUCGAGGCCCUCCAUAUGCCCAUAAGAACCCACAAAAUGGUCAAGUGAGUUACAUUCAUGGAAGCAGCCAAGCUCAAUUUGUUGCAGAGUCCCACAUAAUACUUCUGCUCAAUGCUGCCAUCACCAUGGGAAUGGUUCUUUUAAAUGAAGCUGCAACAUCCAAAGGUGACGUAGGCAAAAGAAGAAUAAUCUGCCUGGUGGGAUUAGGUUUGGUCGUUUUUUUCUUCAGCUUGCUGCUGUCAAUAUUCCGCUCAAAGUAUCAUGGGUAUCCCUACAGCUUUUUGAUAAAGUAAAAAAUGGAAUCACACGAAAAGACUUGAAAGAGACUAUGAAAACAUCUGCCAUCUGAGGAGAACAUACUUUAUAAUUUGGGUUGCUAGCCAACGUAAUACAGUGUUAGCUAUUAACUAUUAUACUUGUCAUUGUGAAAUUGUAAAAGUGCCAUUUAGGAGUGAGUCUGUGCUAUUGCUUUGUUUUGUGUUUCUUAUAUAUAAGUUGAUAUAUUAGUUUGAAUUGCUGUAGGAAAUGGUGUACAAAUGACCAGAAGUAUAAUAAAUUGCAAGAACCUUCAUGAGACUUUGUCUAAAUCCUUUGG
Chiloscyllium plagiosum (whitespotted bambooshark) is the source of this 1709-nucleotide messenger RNA. It is a transcript of the gene tusc3, whose product is annotated as tumor suppressor candidate 3. The record is from RefSeq and is a predicted model, not a curated record. Gene Ontology annotation, cellular component: oligosaccharyltransferase complex. Lineage: Eukaryota; Metazoa; Chordata; Chondrichthyes; Orectolobiformes; Hemiscylliidae.